AUGCAGCGACUUCAUCAUUCGUUGCUCCAGUUGCGACAUAAAUCCCCAUUGAAAUUCUUCUUUCUGACUGCUGCUUUCAUCCUCGUGUGCACAUCUCUCCUGUUCUAUUCGAGACCUGGCGAUGCCACUUCUUCCUCAAACGAUGACCUCGUUCACCCUCUCCCUUCCAACAGCAACAGUACCGACAGCAAGGAUACUUGCUAUGUUGAUAUCGACGCCCUGAGAUCAUACGGGUACAAUUCAUCCGCCCAAUACGCUCGACUCGAGAUUGCCGUCGAACGAACAGCGAACUUCUCGGGAUUCUCCGAUACCCUCGAUGCCCGCUUCCCCAAAUACCAGUCUGUUCGUCUGGAUCAAGUCGCCCAUCGGGAACCGUUGCCGCAGAGAGUAUGCUCUCCUGCGGUGACCAUCCAGGCCCCGCUGCCGGUUGCACCCCCCAACGCGUCCCACAUCCUCUUCGGCGUUGCCACGACCCUGGAUCGAUUGGAGGAGUCCCUGGAUGCGUUUGCGCACUGGGCGGCCGGUACCGAGACCCGGAUCUAUGCCUUGGUGGAGGAGGAAGUUUUGUCGUCGGUACAGAGGGUCCAGCGACUGGCGGAGGCAAAGGAUAUCCGUCUGGUCAUCAUUGAUCGGGCAGAUGAACGGCUCGAUCGGUACUUCUAUCUACUCCGCGUCCUACUCAAGUACCGCGACGCAUCGACGCAAUGGGCCGUCCUGAUCGACGAUGAUACCUUUUUCCCGUCGAUGAAGAACCUGGUGGAUCGGCUCGCAACAUACGACGCGAGCAAACCACAGUACAUCGGAGCUCUGACGGAGGAUCUCGCGCAGAUGUUUAGUUGGAGCUUCAUGGCGUACGGAGGGGCUGGGAUCUUUCUCUCGAUGCCAAUUCUUGAGCAGCUCGACAAGGUCUAUGACGAGUGCAAUGCCUUCAAAACCACCGGAGAUCGUCGGGUCGCCAUGUGUAUCUACGAGCACACGACCACGAAGCUCACGUGGGACCGUGAUCUGUACCAGCUGGAUCUCCGCGGCGACGCAUCUGGCUUCUACGAGUCUGGCCGCCCGCUGCCGCUCUCGGUGCAUCACUGGAAAUCGUGGUUCCAGGCCGACAUGGUUGGUCUGGGCCAGGUGGCGGCCAUCUGCGGCGACUCCUGCCAGCUCCAUCGGUGGCGGUUGAAGGACCACUGGUUUCUCGUGAACGGCUUCUCGAUGGUCCGGUAUACUUCGCCGGAUCCAUCCGACUUGAUGGAAAAGACCUGGGAGGAUAGCAAAUACCGCGGCGGCGAUGGCUUCGCAUUCAGCCUUGGUCCCUUCCGAGGGAAGGACGAAGGCAAGGUAUCCUUUCGCCUGCGCAGCGCAUGGCAGCAGGCAGGGACUGUGCGACAGAUCUAUGUUCAUGAUCUGGGGCCUGAGAAGCCUCCGGAGGUGCUGGAGGUGGUGUGGAAACCUGCGUCUGCGUGA
Molecule: messenger RNA, 1458 nt
Organism: Aspergillus clavatus NRRL 1
Lineage: Eukaryota; Fungi; Ascomycota; Eurotiomycetes; Eurotiales; Aspergillaceae
Product: glycosyltransferase family 31 protein
Exons: 1
Coding region: 1-1458 (485 amino acids)
Molecular function (GO): acetylglucosaminyltransferase activity
Source: RefSeq, a predicted model, not a curated record